CUACGUUACCACUACGAUUAAUCUCGAAGCGACGUAUUUGUAAAUAUGGUUGACGUCAUCACGACCCCUCACCACCUCAUCCACUGCGUCCAGAGCCAGCUCGAGUGGCGGGCGCGACCGAUGACUUGGCUCUGCCCAAUAUAUUCGCGAGUACAAAAAGAAUCUACGUUGCCAUCUCGUCUUCCUGCAAACAAAACAUUCACAGAUACACUCGAUACUAUCUCCAUCAAACCACUGGUAUCUCAAACUAUAAAACACUCAAAAAUCACGCCACCCACCCACAUACGCCAAUAUGUCGGCCAACACUGUUUAUGUCAAGAACAUCUCGAGUGCGACCUCGAAGAAGGAGGUAACAGACUUCUUCUCAUUCUGUGGGAAGAUCAAGUCCAUUGAGAUCACCCCCAGCGCAGACACCCAAAGCGCAGAAGUUGUGUUCGAGAAAGAGACCGCAGCAAAGACAGCUCUCCUACUGGAUAACACCCAGCUUGGAAAGUCCCAAGUUUCCGUAACCGGUGCCGAAGGUGCUAAGGAGUUCGAUGAAACCCAACGCGAGAAGGACAGCGACGAGAUUACCCAGGAGGAGAAGCCCCGCUCCCGUAUCAUCGCCGAGUACCUCGCCCAUGGCUACGUUAUCGGCGACCAGGCUUCGCAACGUGCGCUCGACCUGGACCACAAGCACGGUAUUUCCAGUCGCUUCUUGACUACGCUCCAAAACCUCGACAACAAGUACAAGGCCACCGAGAAAGCCAAGUCUGCGGACCAAUCCUACGGUAUCUCCACCAAGGCUCAAGGCCUCUUCCAUAGCCUAGCAUCAUACUACGAGAAGGCCGCCGAGACACCAACCGGCCAGAAGGUCGUCCAGUUCUACUCCCAAACCCAGAAGCAGGUCGAGGAUAUCCACCGCGAGGCUCGCCGUCUCGCCGACCUCAAGAAACAGGAAGCUGGCACGACUACUUCCGCCUCUACGACACAAGAUGCUGCUACGCCACAGACGGCGUCGCUCGAUAGCACGAAGAUCCAGCCACUGGACUCUACCGCCAAAUAGUAAAUCGAAUACGGCAGCCGCGAAUGGAUUGAUUAUUGAAUCAAGUUAUGAAGUUCAAGUAUUUUGUCAGUUUGCUGAGCAAGGGGAUAUUGAUUUGGACUUGGGCACGCAAGAGCAUUUUUAAAAUUGCGUUAGGUAGUGGAAUGAAUACAUCUUGGCCAAUUGAAUUGUAUACAGCCUUCUGUACGUUGGGUGAUUGCAUUGCAGCUUUGUGCAUGUUGGAAAUCGAAUGGA
Molecule: messenger RNA, 1279 nt
Organism: Pseudogymnoascus destructans
Lineage: Eukaryota; Fungi; Ascomycota; Leotiomycetes; Thelebolales; Thelebolaceae
Exons: 3
Coding region: 293-1045 (250 amino acids)
Molecular function (GO): RNA binding
Source: RefSeq, a predicted model, not a curated record